GUGCAGUUUAGAGUGGAAACCGUGUGUGCAAUGACCAAAAGUAUUCGAACAAUUUUAAUGCCACUUCUAAUUAUCAAUUAUGCAUUUGGUUUACGAAUUGUUAAUUUAUCUAGACAUUUAAAAUUGUUUACUGUUUUAUAUAUGAUGCUAAUUUGGUCGAUUUACUAUUUCUUCGCAACAUCUCCCUUGAUAUCUUCUUUUUUUGAGUAUUUUCCCAUCCAGGACAACAUUUGCUAUUGGUUAGAAUCAUUUACAACUUUGUUGUCAAUCGUAUUUGGGGUAUAUCAUGAGAAGAAGUUCCAAAAUUGUUUGAGAAAGUUUGAUAUUGUGGACAACACAUUACUUAGGCUGGGUACAAUAACGAAUUAUGACAAAUUAUGCAAGAGAACAGUACGGUUUAUUUUAGGAUGGUUCCUAGCAGUUAUAUUAUCGACGUACAGUGUAUCAUUAUUCAUAAAAAAUGAACAUAAUCGUGAUGUUGCAACAUCAAUGUUCUUCAUGUUGAUACGAGAUUAUUCCUUUCACCUCAACUUUAUCGGUGAUUUGACUAUUGCAAGUAUUCUGGAAUACAUACGAUUAAAAUUUGAUCAAAUCAAUGAACAUCUUCAUAACAUGACGAGAAAUAACAAGAUAAAACAGGCUUGGGAAAAUUCCGUGGUAUAUCCACACGAACAUAGAUUUUCGAAAACAUUAAGCAGCAAAUAUACGUUAUGGAUUAUUAUACAUCUUCAUUUGGAGUUACGCAAAAUAUCCCGUGAAAUAGACUCAAUAUUUGGAAUGCAGAUGACUUUUAAAAUGGCAUGUUACUUUGGUUGGAUAGCGAAUGACUUGCACGAAGUUCUCUACGCAAUUCUUGUUAACAAUUAUGUAAAAUAUAACAUAAUGUCCGCCACUCUGCACUUCAUCUGGUUUUCUCUAAAUGUUUUCAAAUUCCUGCUCAUUAAUUAUAUGUGCGAAAUAGUCUCCACUAAGGCACAAACAACAGUAGAUUUGUUAAACAAAUUAUUGUAUUCCACUUGUGAUAUUGAAGUUCAUCAAAUCAUUUCACAGUUUUCAUUGUGGGCAAUUAAUACACCACUUAGAUUUUGUGGAAUCGGACUUUUCCAAUUUGGCUUCAAAUUUCUUCACAGAUUUGUAACAUCGCUUGCAACCGUUUCAAUUAUAAUUUUACAAGCACAAGCUAAUAAGUGAAUAUAUUUAUCAAGUUAUAACAGAAUUCAUACAAAGUAGUUUAAAUAAAACUC
Messenger RNA from Vollenhovia emeryi, 1244 nucleotides. RefSeq lists its product as uncharacterized. Gene Ontology annotation, biological process: sensory perception of taste. The coding region runs from base 31 to 1191 and encodes 386 amino acids. The record is from RefSeq and is a predicted model, not a curated record. Gene Ontology annotation, cellular component: membrane. The transcript has 7 exons. Lineage: Eukaryota; Metazoa; Arthropoda; Insecta; Hymenoptera; Formicidae.